Messenger RNA from Podarcis raffonei (Aeolian wall lizard), 1248 nucleotides. It is a transcript of the gene PVALEF, whose product is annotated as parvalbumin like EF-hand containing. The coding region runs from base 113 to 517 and encodes 134 amino acids. The transcript has 5 exons. Gene Ontology annotation, cellular component: nucleus; cytoplasm. Gene Ontology annotation, molecular function: calcium ion binding. The record is from RefSeq and is a predicted model, not a curated record. NCBI's taxonomy places the organism in Eukaryota, Metazoa, Chordata, Lepidosauria, Squamata, Lacertidae.
CAAAGCUGAGCAAAGGGACCUGGCCUUAUAAAAGGCAGGGAGGUGGUUUUAGCUUUCCAAAAAGGAGCCUCCAAGACACAGCCUGAGGAAAUUCUGCGGGAGCAACAACGGUAUGGCGGACGAUUUUACUUGCCAAGUCAAGAAGAUGGCCUUGGCCAUGGGGGCAUCCCUGUCUGACAAGGAUAUUGACCUGCUGCCUUCAGACAUGAGGCAUCAUGCUUCAUUCAACUACGCCAAGUUCUUUGAAUAUAUGCGGCAGUUUCUGACAUCAGACGACCGGGAGAUACACUUGCGAAAGGCCUUCCAAGUGCUUGACAAGGAUGGGAGUGGAUUCAUUGAGUGGAAUGAAAUAAAGUACAUCUUACAAACAGUGCCCAGCAAUAUGCCAGUGGUGCCCUUAUCAGAUGAAGAGGCUGAAGCCAUUAUCCAAGCAGCUGACACAGAUGGGGAUGGCCGGAUUGAUUUUGAAGAGUUUUCCGAUAUGGUCACAAAGGAAAAGGUUCCAAAGAAAAAGUAGAAAAGACCAAGAAGAACGGCCUCCCGUUUCCCUACGCAAGAAUGCUGUGCUGGGGGUGGGAUGAUGGAACUUACCUGUCUAUGAUCAUGUUGCACUUUUUGAAAUAUCUCUCCUUAUUAUUAAUAUUUUUGCAGGAUGCAGUGGGUAGGUGCGUGGGGAAUCUGCAGCUUGCUGUCAGGGUGUGCUGAGAGAGGCCUCUCUCUCCAAACUGGAAAACCAGCCUGUUAGUCACAAAAUGCUACCCAGCCCUUGAAUAGGUUUCUUUCCAGGCCCAGGCUACCUGCCCCAGAGCGAUUAUAUCUCACCUGGCCCGGCAGUGGCAGACGCCAACUAUGGCAACGGAGCGAGACCAGCUCUCCAAACUCUUAAAGGGUGAUUAUGGUUAAGAGGCACGUGCUUCCUCCUUUGUCGCAAGCCAUCCUUUGGUCUGUGUUCAUCAAAUUUAGCUUUGGCCUAGCUGCUCCCCACUUUGCCUGGUAGUAGACUGACUGCUUUUGGUGGGGAAAGGAGAACGGUUUGCCUGCGUUUUUGGACAACAGGACUGAAAGCGAACCAGAAAUGCUUGCGCAUGUUUCGCAGCCUGCCCAAAUCCUGACGCGAUAUUUUCUCUCCCCGGACCUUCCUGCUAGCUUUCCAGUUAGGAACCAUUAAGAGCCUAGUGGGUUUUGCGCCAAAGGAAAAUGCUACUUUUGUCCUUUCCUGUCCAAGGCAAAUAAAAGCCUUCUGUUUUA